Messenger RNA from Sorghum bicolor (sorghum), 4601 nucleotides. RefSeq lists its product as uncharacterized. The record is from RefSeq and is a predicted model, not a curated record. The transcript has 2 exons. Gene Ontology annotation, biological process: protein phosphorylation. Gene Ontology annotation, cellular component: plasma membrane. Lineage: Eukaryota; Viridiplantae; Streptophyta; Magnoliopsida; Poales; Poaceae. The coding region runs from base 454 to 4488 and encodes 1344 amino acids. Gene Ontology annotation, molecular function: protein kinase activity; ATP binding; carbohydrate binding.
GGAAGUCUUGUAUAUAUGUCGCCGUAGCUGUUGGGGCAGGUUUGUAUGCAGCUGCAGCACCGUGGAGGGGACAACAAUGUCCAUCUGCUGAAAAGGACACGGCGGGCGCGGCCGUCGCCCGCGGCUCUACAACUUGAUAGCUUUGUGUGCAGACGCCACGCGUGCACGGCUGCACGCUGUCCACGGCGCGCCGGGUACGCCGCGGGCUUGGCACCCCAAUAGCAGUUGAUCAGAGCCUCCAAGCAACGCCACGUCGCCACCAACCACUGAACCACAUGACCCAGCCCAGGCUUGGCAGGUUCUACUCUUGACGCGCUACAAGGAUCCCAGAAUUUUCCUCGCGACAAUCACUUCGCAAAGUCUCAUCCUGGCGGCGGCCUAAUGCUCACACUGUCUCACAAAAACUGAGGCUUGCUGUUUACAAUUCAGAAAAUCGACCGUAGCGUUGAAGCAAUGCUGUUUCAGACCUUCCACCUGGCUACUCUGCUGAUCCUUAUCCUCGUUCCUGUUGGCCGCUGCGCCAACGACGCCACCGCCGGCAGCGAUGACGAGCAGUUCGUCUACAACGGCUUCAAGGGCGCGAACCUCACCCUCAACGGCGACGGCGCGUCCACCGUGACGCCGAACGGACUCCUGAUGCUGACCAACGGCACCAUCCAGAUGAAAGGUCACGCGUUCCACCCGUCACCGCUGCCGUUCCGGGACCCCGGCGCCCAGAACGCCACCGCCGUGCGGUCCUUCUCGACCACCUUCGUGUUCGCCAUCUUCGGCCCGUACAUCGACCUGAGCAGCCACGGCCUGGCCUUCGUCGUCUCAUCGGACAUGGCGGUUCUGUCCACCGCGCUGCCGGGCCAGUUCUUGGGCUUGCUCAACAGCACCGACAACGGCAACAGCAGCACCCACGUCUUCGCCGUGGAGCUGGACACGCUCUUCAACGCCGAUUUCCUCGACAUCAACAGCAACCACGUCGGCGUCGACGUCGACAGCCUGGUGUCGCGUGCCGCUGCGGACGCCGGGUACUACGACGACGGCACCGGGCAGUUCCGGAACCUGAGCCUGGUCAGCCGGACGGCCAUGCAAGUCUGGGUGGACUACGACAGCGGGGCAACUCAGGUCACCGUGACCAUGGCACCUCUGGGCUUGGCCAGGCCGAAGAAGCCGCUGCUGCAGACCACCGUCGACCUCUCUGGCGUGGUGCAGGACACCCCGGCGUACGUUGGGUUUACGUCGGCCACGGGCAUCCUCUUCUCGCGCCACUUCGUGCUCGGCUGGAGCUUCGCGUUCGACGGGCCGGCCCCGGCGCUGAACAUCUCGGCGCUGCCAGCCUUGCCGCCGGCGGGGCCCAAGCCGCGGUCCAAGGUAUUGAACAUCGUGCUUCCCAUCGCAACAGCCACGCUGGUGUUCGCCGUGGGCGUCCUGAUCUACGCCGUGGUGCGGCGGCGGAUCAAGUUCGCCGAGCUGCGCGAGGACUGGGAGACCGCGUUCGGGCCGCACCGGUUCUCGUACAAGGACCUGUACCAUGCCACCGGAGGGUUCAGUGACAAGCGGCUGCUCGGCGCCGGAGGGUUCGGGAGCGUGUACAGGGGCGUUCUCCGCAAAUCCAACACGGAGGUCGCGGUGAAGAAGGUGUCCCAUGAGUCGAAGCAGGGCAUGAAGGAGUUCAUCGCUGAGGUCGCGAGCAUGGGGCGGCUGCGGCACCGCAACCUCGUGCAGCUACUCGGCUACUGCCGGCGCAAAGGUGAACUUCUCUUGGUCUACGAUUACAUGCCGAAUGGUAGCCUCGACAAGUACCUCUAUGAUCGAAGCAAGGGUGCACUGGAAUGGCCUCAAAGAUUUCACAUCAUUAGAGGAGUGGCGUCUGGACUGCUGUACCUGCAUGAGGAUUGGGAGCAGGUCGUCAUUCAUCGAGAUGUCAAGGCAAGCAAUGUGCUCAUUGACGGCGACAUGAACGGACGGUUAGGAGAUUUCGGCCUCGCAAGGUUGUAUGAUCACGGAACUGAUGCGCAUACGACGCAUGUGGUCGGAACUAUGGGGUACCUGGCACCUGAAUUGGGCCAUACCGGCAAGGCAACGCCGGCGACUGAUGUCUUUGCUUUUGGGGCAUUCCUUCUGGAGGUCACUUGUGGACGAAGGCCAAUCCAGCAAGAUGAGCACAACAACCGCACCGUGCUCGUGGACUGGGUGACUGAGCGUUGGCGUAGGGGAUUGAUCAUUGACGCGGCAGACACGAUGAUCCCUGACGGUUUCAAUCCUGAUGAGGUCUCUCUGGUACUAAAGCUUGGUCUGCUUUGCUCGCAUCCGUUGCCCAACGCAAGGCCAACCAUGAGGCAGGUCAUGCAGUACCUCGACGGCGACAUGAUCCUUCCGGACUUGUCACCGGAGUAUUUCGGCUUCACCGUGAUGAAGCGGAUGUAUAGCAUGGAGUUGAGCCAGGAUACGAUGCCAUGCCUCGUAUCCUUGGUCGUCCUGCUCCUCGUGAUUCAUGUCCCCUCGUCGUCCGCCGACGACGGCGACCAGUUCAUUUACCAAGGCUUCACCGCGUCGGACCUCGCACUGGACGGGCUCGCCGCCGUGACGCCCGGCGGCCUCCUCGCGCUGACCAACGCCACGUUCCAGGCCAAAGCGCACGCGUUCCGCCCAACCCCCGUUCACUUCCUCAACGCGUCCUCCUCCGCCGCGGCGCGGGCACGGUCCUUCUCGACGUGCUUCGUCUUCGCCAUCGUGUCCGAUAUCGAGGGGCUGAGCGACCAGGGCCUCGCCUUCGUGGUGGCCCCGACCACCAACUUCUCCGCGGCGAAAGCCGGGCAGUACCUGGGCAUCCUCGGCGCGAUCAACGGCACGGCGAGCGACCCUGUCCUGGCGGUGGAGCUGGACACCAUCAUGAACCCGGAGCUCCGCGACAUCAACAGCAACCACGUCGGCGUCGACGUCAACAGCCUCGUGUCGGAGCAGGCCACGCCGGCCGGCUACUACGACGACGCGGACGGCGGCGCCUUGCGGGGGCUGCAGCUGAACAGCCGGAAGUCGAUGCAGGUGUGGAUCGACUACGACGCCCAGGCCGGGCAGCUCGACGUGACGCUAGCUCCAGUGCAGGUGCCAAAGCCGACCAGGCCUCUGAUCUCCACGGCCGUCGACCUCUCCACGAUCGUCGCUCGGGGCCCGAUGUACGUAGGGUUCUCGUCGUCGUCGGGAGUCCUGAACACGCGCCACUACGUGCUCGGGUGGAGCUUCAGCCUGGACGGACCGGCCCCACCUCUGGACAUGUCCAAGCUCCCCGUCCUGCCACGCCUGGGUCCCAAGCCUCGGUCCAAGGUGCUGGACGUCCUGCUGCCACUCGCCACCGCGCUGCUCGUGGCCGCCGUGCUCGCGGCCGUCUUCUUCGUCGUGUGGAGGCGGCGCCGGUUCGCCGAGGUGCGGGAAGACUGGGAGGACGAGUUCGGCCCGCACCGCUUCUCGUACAAGGACCUGUUCCACGCCACCAACGGGUUCAGCGACAGGAACUUGCUCGGUGUCGGAGGGUUUGGGAGAGUGUACAGAGGAGGAGUGCUCCCAUCGUCCAGUGGCCUAGAGAUCGCGGUCAAGAGGGUGUCGCAUGAUUCCAGGCAGGGCGUCAGGGAGUUCGUCGCGGAGGUGGUGAGCAUCGGCCGCCUCCGGCACCGGAACCUCGUGCAGCUGCUAGGCUACUGCAGGCGCAAAGGCGAGCUCAUCUUGGUGUACGACUACAUGGCGAACGGGAGCCUUGACAAGUACCUGUACGACCAGCAAGUGCCGGUGCUGUCGUGGCACGAGAGGUACCGGAUCGUCAAGGGCGUCGCGGCGAGCCUCCUGUACCUGCACGAGGACUGGGAGCAGGUCGUCAUCCACCGGGACGUAAAGGCGAGCAACGUGCUGCUCGACCACGAGAUGAACGGCCGGCUAGGCGACUUUGGACUGGCAAGACUGUACGACCAUGGCACCGACCCUCAGACGACUCACGUGGUCGGGACCAUGGGGUACCUCGCGCCGGAGCUCGUGCGCACGGGGAAGGCGACGCCCUCCACCGACGUCUUCUCCUUCGGCGUGUUCCUCCUGGAGGUCGCCUGCGGGCGGAGGCCCAUCGACCGCGACGUCGACCGCGAUGGCCGGGUCGUGCUGGUGGACUGGGUGAUCGAGCACCACCGCAACGGAUCGGUCCUGGACGUGGUGGAUCCGCGGCUCGUGGGGAAGUACGAGGCGGAGGAGGCGACGCUUGUGCUGAAGCUAGGUUUGAUGUGCGCGCACCCGUGGCCUAACGUGAGGCCCACCAUGCGUAGGGUCGUGCAGUAUUUGGACUCCGACCAGACGGCUCCUCUUCCUGAUCUGUCACCGACCCACUACACGAGCUACAGCAUGAUGUCACUGAUGCAGAAUGACGGGUUUGAUUCGUACAUAAUGGCGUCCGGCAAGUCUCAUCCAUCCAUGACUAGCAUCGGUUUAUCCUCUGUGAGUGUUUUAUCAGAGGGAAGAUGAUCCGUCUUUUCUGUAGCUCAUGCAUGCGGUUGCCAGCACAUUUCGAAUGCAGAAAGAAUAUCCUUGAAAAUAGAAAUAUGUUUUUUCCAAUAUAUACCCCCAAUCUUUUUCAA